UUAAAACAGAGAAAGGCGCACGUACUCUCCUCUCUUCAGUUUUGAGAACUCGCCGAGAGAGAAGGGUAGAAGGAGAAGGACGCCAUGGAAAGGCUUCUGCAACCUUCGUCUUCUUCUUCCUCAAUCUCUUAUAUUUCCAAAUUCUUUACAAAGACUUCUCCUUUCCUUCCUCGUCUCCGCUCAUCGACUCUGGGCUUUGUCUCCUCAUCUCAUCAUCACCGUCGGCCCGAGUCGUCACGCCGACUCAGCUCAAUCUCUUGCAACGCUUUCCAAAACCCAUCAGCGUUUACGCCUCUUGUAUCUAAUAAGACUAACAAUUCCUUCAAUGGGUCUCCCAAAUCGGAAGAAUCCAAACCUAAUCCCGGAGUUCUUCAACGGAUCGCGACGACGGCUUCUGAGCAGCGAAAGACAUUAUCUACUGGAACGGUCAUACUAAUCUCUGCAGUAGCUGCGCUUUUGCUUAACCCGCUUCUUGCACCACCUGCUUUCGCUAGCUUCCAGACCGCAGCUAAAACUGGUUGGCUAACCAGUGCAUGGACAGGUUUCCUUGCUGGCUGCUUGCACACGCUAUCAGGACCUGAUCACCUUGCUGCUUUAGCUCCGCUUUCAAUCGGACGCAGCAAAAUGGAAAGUGCUGCUGUUGGAGCUCUUUGGGGAUGUGGGCACGACGCUGGUCAAGUCAUCUUUGGUUUACUGUUUCUGUUACUUAAAGACCGGCUUCACAUUGAAGUAUUACAAACUUGGGGUACAAGAAUUGUGGGAUUGACACUUGUCAUCAUUGGUGCUAUGGGAAUCAAAGAAGCUUCCGAGAUUCCAGAACCUUGUGUUGCCUUGGAAACCGACAUCAGCAUGGUAUCAACAGAGAAAGAGGGCUUACCAACGCCCAAAAAGAAGAAGAUCGGGUUCGCUACAUUUGCAACUGGAGUGGUUCACGGGUUACAACCGGAUGCUCUGAUGAUUGUUUUGCCUGCAUUGGCUCUGCCAUCUCGGUUAGCUGGGUCUGCGUUUCUGAUAAUGUUUCUGGUUGGAACGGUUAUCGCUAUGGGAAGUUACACAGCGUUUAUUGGGUCUUGUAGUGAGGCAUUGAAAGAGAAGGUUCCAAGGAUCACAGAGAAACUAACUUGGGCUUCAUCUCUUGUGGCUAUAGCUCUUGGAUUGGGAAUUGUCAUCAGCCCUUUCUUUGGAUUUAGCCUCUACUGAGAAAGUAAAAGCUUCUUCUUCAGGUAAAUGAGAGAAGUUGAUAUCCUUUUAGCUCUAUAGAAGAAAAGAGUCUUUUUUUUUUUUUUUGGUUCAUUCAAUUUACUGGUGCUUGUACGAACACAAUCUCGUAAUCUUGCUUCUGAAACUCCCUCUACACGAAAACCAUUUUUUCUUUACCCUUAUUUUUAAGAGAAGUUUGGUUCUAGUUCUGAAUUAUUGAACAGCUUGCAUGUAACCAUAAUUUAUAAUAUGAAUGUAUUCUUGCUGACA
Messenger RNA from Camelina sativa (false flax), 1470 nucleotides. RefSeq names its product chloroplast protein FOR GROWTH AND FERTILITY 1. NCBI's taxonomy places the organism in Eukaryota, Viridiplantae, Streptophyta, Magnoliopsida, Brassicales, Brassicaceae. The record is from RefSeq and is a predicted model, not a curated record.